AUGAAAUAUAAAGUUGAUGAUUCAAAGUUAUUCAAAGAUUAUUAUGAAGGUUGUAUACGCAUUGCAUUUUCAUCGAAUGAUGAUCAAUUAUUGUAUAGUGCAGGAUUACCAGAUUUAAAUUUGCGUGUAUCGUAUAUAUUACAACAAAAACCUGUCACAUGUUUAUCACCAGUGGAUGAACAACACGAGAACAGGCGGCAUUACUGA
This is a messenger RNA of Trichobilharzia regenti, 207 nucleotides long. The record is from the annotation of a GenBank genome assembly. NCBI's taxonomy places the organism in Eukaryota, Metazoa, Platyhelminthes, Trematoda, Strigeidida, Schistosomatidae.